UAUAAAAUCAAGCAUCUAGGCACACAGACUGCUUAUACAAACAUUUGUGAAAGAAUGGGUCACUCUCAGGAGCUCAGUGAAUUCAAGCAUGGUACCGUGACAGGUUGCCAUCUGUGCAAUAAGUCCAUCCGUGAAAUUUCCUUGCUACAAAAUAUUCCACAUUCAACUGUUAGUGUAUUAUAACAAAGUGGAAGCAACUGGGAACAACAGCAACUCAGCCAUGAAGUGGUAGGCCACGUAAAAUAACAAAGCAGGGUCAGCGCAUGCUGAAGCACACCGUGCGCAGAAGUCGCCAUCUGUCUGCAAAGUCAAUAG
Messenger RNA from Staurois parvus, 315 nucleotides. The record is from the annotation of a GenBank genome assembly. Lineage: Eukaryota; Metazoa; Chordata; Amphibia; Anura; Ranidae.